AUGGCCUAUAGGGUCCUGGGCCGCGCGGGGCCACCUCAGCCGCGGAGGGCGCGCAGGCUACUCUUCGCCUUCACGCUCUCGCUCUCCUGCACUUACCUGUGUUACAGCUUCCUGUGCUGCUGCGACGACCUGGGUCGGAGCCGCCUCCUCGGCGCGCCUCGCUGCCUCCGCGGCCCCAGCGCGGGCGGCCAGAAACUUCUCCAGAAGUCCCGCCCCUGUGAUCCCUCCGGGCCGACGCCCAGCGAGCCCAGCGCUCCCAGCGCGCCUGCCGCCGCCGUGCCCGCCCCUCGCCUCUCCGGUUCCAACCACUCCGGCUCACCCAAGCUGGGUACCAAGCGGUUGCCCCAAGCCCUCAUUGUGGGCGUGAAGAAGGGGGGCACCCGGGCCGUGCUGGAGUUUAUCCGAGUGCACCCGGACGUGAGGGCCUUGGGCACGGAACCCCACUUCUUUGACAGGAACUACGGCCGCGGGCUGGAUUGGUACAGGAGCCUGAUGCCCAGGACCCUCGAGAGCCAGAUCACGCUGGAGAAGACGCCCAGCUACUUCGUCACUCAAGAGGCUCCUCGACGCAUCUUCAACAUGUCCCGAGACACCAAGCUGAUCGUGGUUGUGCGGAACCCUGUGACCCGUGCCAUCUCUGAUUACACGCAGACACUCUCCAAGAAGCCCGACAUCCCGACCUUUGAGGGCCUCUCCUUCCGCAACCGCACCCUGGGCCUGGUGGACGUGUCGUGGAACGCCAUCCGCAUCGGCAUGUACGUGCUGCACCUGGAGAGCUGGCUGCAGUACUUCCCGCUAGCUCAGAUUCACUUCGUCAGUGGCGAGCGACUCAUCACUGACCCGGCCGGCGAGAUGGGGCGAGUCCAGGAUUUCCUGGGCAUUAAGAGAUUCAUCACGGACAAGCACUUCUAUUUCAACAAGACCAAAGGAUUCCCUUGCUUGAAAAAAACAGAAUCGAGCCUCCUGCCUCGAUGCCUGGGCAAAUCAAAAGGGAGAACUCAUGUACAGAUUGAUCCUGAAGUGAUAGACCAGCUCCGGGAAUUUUAUAGACCGUAUAAUAUCAAAUUUUAUGAAACCGUUGGGCAGGACUUCAGGUGGGAAUAAGCCCACGAAAGGAAAGGGCUCUCAAGGGCUCUUCUGCUCAUCUCUUCCGUGAGAUUUGCUCCCAGACCCUCUGAUCUCCCUCCAACAAACCUUGGCUCCAGCCCCCUUUCCCAACUUGAGUUGCAUCAUCUUGGAACCAGGAAGCCCAGCUAAAGCCAAGAGACCAGAGAGUCCCUGCCACUAGUUUUCAUCAGUCUGUUCAAGCAAAGUUGAUCUGCUCCUGGCACGUCCAGUAAAUUCCAGAAUCAUUCUCCUUUCUGCCCAUAAGGGGCCUUGGAGAAUUGCUUUAAGAAGAGUGAAUGUUCCAAUGAUGAUAGAUAUUAUAAGCGAUGAUGGUUCUGUUGCUAUGAACACAGCAGUCGGUCCCUGUCAUUGUCCACCCAGGAGUGGCCUUGUUAAUUCCAAGUGGCAUGUAUCUUCCCUCUGAGCUUCAUUUCUUCAAGAUGCUCUGGGUGGUGGGAUGGGAGACCAUCCUCAGCCCUCCUCAGACCUUAUCAAUUCAUUGAGAGAUUGCAAAGCUGAAAGCACCUCCGGCCACUCCUGGGAGACAGACCCUUUGGUGAUGAAAUAAACCAGUGACUUCAGAGCCUAUGGUCUCAACUGUGCUUGAAAAACACUGUCUCUGAAAACAACUUUGUGAUUCCCCCUGCUCCCUGUGGACAAAAGCACAUAAUUCUGCUGUUACGGGUACUUUGCUCAUACGAGCUUUCAUGUUCAGCAUGCAAUGGAAUCAUGCUUGUCCAUGUGAAAUAAAUAUGGCUCUCUCGUGUCCUUAA
This is a messenger RNA of Pan troglodytes (chimpanzee), 1880 nucleotides long. RefSeq names its product heparan sulfate-glucosamine 3-sulfotransferase 2 (gene HS3ST2). The record is from RefSeq and is a predicted model, not a curated record. The transcript is spliced from 2 exons. Gene Ontology annotation, molecular function: [heparan sulfate]-glucosamine 3-sulfotransferase activity. Lineage: Eukaryota; Metazoa; Chordata; Mammalia; Primates; Hominidae. The coding region runs from base 1 to 1104 and encodes 367 amino acids.